AUGGCAGUGUUUGAAUACCGCGAAAUGUUCGUGCUGAUCCCCUUCACAGCAAUCUUCAUUUAUCUCUGGAAACGGACGCAAACCCCGAAAAAAACAUCGACGCCGACGAACUGGCCGGUCGCCGGAAUGCUGCCGGCGAUAUUGCAAAACAUCCACCAGUUGCAUUCUUACAUGACCGAUAUUCUAACCGAGCAUGGCGGCACGUUUCAAUUCAAAGGCGUCUGGUUUUCCAACACAGACAUGCUUUUCACCUCCGAUCCCAACAAUCUUCACCAUAUCUUCAGCAAAAACUUCUCCAACUACCCCAAAGGCCCCGAGUUCAGAAAAAUCUUCGAAAUCCUCGGCGACGGAAUUUUCAACGCCGAUUUCCAGCUCUGGGAGCUUCACCGGCGCCGGACGCUGUCGCUGAUGACGGACGUCAGGUUCUACCGAUUGCUGGAGGAUUCCAUCGUAAAAAAGAUCGAAACAGGACUAUUACCAGUUCUCGAUCAUUUCGCAGGCCGAUUUAUCGAAUUCGAUUUGCAGGACAUCUUCCAGAGGUUCACCUACGACAGCAUUUGCAAAUUGGUGCUGGAUCACGACCCCGGCAGCUUAACCGUCUGGCUGCCGGUGAUGCCGAGCGAGAAGGCGUUUAACGACACCGUUGACGCGCUGCUUCACCGGCAUUUCCUGCCGGAGUUUGUCUGGAAGCUUCAGGGAUGGCUCGGGAUCGGGAAAGAGCAGAGGCUCGUCGAAGCCGGGCAGGCUUUCGACGAGUUCAUUUAUCCGGUUGUCGAUUCUAGGAUGAAUUCGAAGGAAGGAGGCGAUGGUUUUAACAUUCUUACAUCCUUCCGGAAGGCGUAUGAAGAGACGAAUGGUCGAAACCGGCCUGAUAAGACGCGGGUGUUUCUCCGGGACACUGCCCUGAAUAUGAUGUUCGCGGGUCGCGACACGACGAGCACCGCUCUUACGUGGCUGUUCUGGCUGAUCACAACGAAUCCCGAAUCGCUAUCCAAGAUCCGCGACGAGAUUGAAAGGGUGCUCGAGUUAAACGAGGGGGAGAAUUUCGGGGCAUUCGGGGCAGAGGAGUCUCGGAAAUUAGUGUAUCUCCACGGCGCAUUGUGCGAAUCGCUGCGGCUGUAUCCUCCGGUGGCGUUGGAGCACAAAGCGCCUAUCAGGCCGGAUAUUCUCCCGAGCGGGGAUUCUCUUGCGCCGCAUAGUCGGGUGAUUGUUUCUUUCUAUUCGAUGGGGAGAAUGGAGAGUUUGUGGGGGAAGGACUGCCUCGAAUUCAAGCCCGAGAGAUGGAUAUCGGCUCGUGGGGGAAUUCAGCAUGUGCCAUCUUAUAAGUUCCCGGCGUUCAAUGCCGGGCCGAGAACUUGUCUCGGCCGGGACAUGGCCUUUAUUCAGAUGAAAAUGGUGGCCGUGGCGAUUAUACAUAGUUAUGAUAUUCACUUAAUCGAGGGUCACCCGGUGACUCCUCGUGACUCCGUCAUAUUGCAAGCCGAGCACGGACUCAGAGUCCGUCUCUCUAAAAGAUAG
Andrographis paniculata is the source of this 1518-nucleotide messenger RNA. Its product is annotated as alkane hydroxylase MAH1-like. The record is from RefSeq and is a predicted model, not a curated record. The transcript has a single exon. Lineage: Eukaryota; Viridiplantae; Streptophyta; Magnoliopsida; Lamiales; Acanthaceae. Bases 1 to 1518 code for a protein of 505 amino acids. Gene Ontology annotation, molecular function: heme binding; oxidoreductase activity, acting on paired donors, with incorporation or reduction of molecular oxygen; monooxygenase activity.